Molecule: messenger RNA, 477 nt
Organism: Monomorium pharaonis (pharaoh ant)
Lineage: Eukaryota; Metazoa; Arthropoda; Insecta; Hymenoptera; Formicidae
Product: collectin-12-like
Exons: 3
Coding region: 1-477 (158 amino acids)
Source: RefSeq, a predicted model, not a curated record
AUGGAAGAAAACAUGGAGAUGGACGAUACUGGAGACGAUAUCAUUAUGGCAGCAGAUUAUCAAGAAAAAAUAGCGGCCCUGGAAGCUGAGCUACGGCAAGCGCGACAGCAGUUAGCUGCUGCAAACGUAGCUCAGCCAACAGGAUCAAAAACGACGCCGGAAGAACAGCCGACCCCACAGCCAGAAGAACAGCCAAACGGGUCGACGGAGUCAAAUCCUGCGCCAAAUCCGAAGAGUCAACUCAGUCAGCAGACUUCUACCGGGUCGAGCGGACCAACCGGGCCGAGCGGACCAAGCGGGCCGAACGGACCAAGCGGGCCGAGCGGACCAAGCGGGCCGAGCAGAUCAAGCGGGCAGAGCGGAUCGAAUCCACAGCCUUCACAGCCAAGGACACGAGAAUCGCAGAACUUGCAGCUGCAAACAUAUCAACCGCGAGAGGAAGUUGCGACCAAGAUACCGAGUGCAGAAUCAUCAUGA